Messenger RNA from Thermothelomyces thermophilus ATCC 42464, 1556 nucleotides. RefSeq lists its product as uncharacterized. Gene Ontology annotation, molecular function: structural constituent of ribosome. NCBI's taxonomy places the organism in Eukaryota, Fungi, Ascomycota, Sordariomycetes, Sordariales, Chaetomiaceae. The coding region runs from base 260 to 1324 and encodes 354 amino acids. The transcript is spliced from 2 exons. The record is from RefSeq and is a predicted model, not a curated record. Gene Ontology annotation, cellular component: mitochondrial large ribosomal subunit.
UACAGCUGACCCGCGUUUUUGGCGUCCGGCCAGAGAGUCACAAACCACACACACCACCACGACCAUGAUGUCGGCGCCGGGAAGAGGGGCGGCUCUUCUAAGGAGUAAGCUGGCAAAUUGCCCUCGCCGUCGGCGACCCCAAUUGGAAAGAAAUAACAACACAACUAACCUCUUCCCUCCUGCUCCUCCCCCGUUCCGUCCCCCUCUAGGCUCGCGGCGAAUCUGCACUCAAUGUGCUCGCACGGCAUCGCGGCCCAGGAUGACAGCAACAGCCUGCCGGACGCCCGUCGUCCUUCCCCUGGCCGCCCGCCGCUGCUAUGCUACCGAACCAGUCACUCCUGCCGAAUCAUCACAACAGCCCGCCCCCACCACCGCCACACCUCCGCCCCCGGUAUCAACACCAACAACGACGACGACGACGACAACAACAACAACGACGACGGCAAACACGACGCCCUCGACGGCCUCGGACCCGACCCACUACCGCAUCAAGUCGUCCCUCAUCCUGAGCCGCCCGCCGCUCCUGACGCGGGAAGAGACGCCGUUCGAGUCGGCCUUCUACCUGUACCAGAAGCGGCUCAACGAGCGGCUGACGGCGCCCUUCCGGCGCGAGUUCUACUUCAAGAAGGACACGGCCGGCGACCUCGACUUCCGCAUCAAGCUCAAGGAGCGCCGCGGGGUGCCGGCCAAGGACAUCGGCCGGUACAACCCGCGCGGCCGCACCGCGUGGAACGACGAGGUCCUGGUCGGCUCCACCACGUCGGACCCGGACGUCGUCCGCGAGAAGCUGCUGGCCGACGCCGUCGUCACCGUCAGCGAGGACGGCGAGCCCCUCGCCCCCGAGGAGCGCGUCCCCGUCGAGCGGCCCAUGCCCCGCCGCUCCGAGGCCGACGAGAAGGCCGACGUCCGCCGCCUCGACCGCGCCAUGGACCGCACCCUCUACCUCGUCGUCAAGAGGGGCCAGGGCGACGACGCCGUCUGGGAGUUUCCCACGGGGCUCGUGCCCACCGACGAGGCCCUGCACGAGACGGCCGCCCGCGUCCUGACCGAGUCUGCCGGCCCAAACAUGAACACAUGGAUCGUCGGCCGCGUGCCCGUCGCCCACCACGUGGUCAAGCCCGUGCUGAGCGAGGACGGCGCCUCGGUCGUCAGGCGCGGCGAGAAGAUCUUCUUCCUCAAGGGCCGCAUCAUGGCCGGCCAGGCCGACCUCACCGGCAACAAGCACGGCCUGACCGACUUCAAGUGGCUCACCAAGGAGGAGCUGCAGGGGGUCCUGGCCGAGGACUACUACCACAGCAUCCGCGGCAUGUUUGACCUGAGGUAGACGCGUCGGUGAAAAAGGAAAUGAAGGGGAAGUGGAAGAGAAGGGGUGGGGGGGGGAGGAAGUGACAGAAGAAAGAAGGCGGAGUUGGCGGGGGGCAUAGCAAGCGAGCCGCUUUCUCGCUCUGUUUGGUGUCUUGUAAACUAGAACUGUACGCUAUGUAUAAACUGGCCCCAUAUUUUAUUUCUUCUCUCUCCGUUUUCUCAUCCGUCGCUGAUCUCAAUGCAGUGCGAUU